CAUUCUUGAGCCUCUGCGAGCUGGCUGGUGUGUCUGGAUGGAGCUGGCCGACAUCCCCACAUCAGCUAAGCCUUUCCUUGCUUAGCCAUUGCUGCUUUUCAAAGCCACAGGAGCUGGGACAGUGAAAAGAGGAGAGAGAAAAGUCAGCAGCCUCGCAUGACUUGGAUUCUGGGGCCGCACUGGGUGUGUUGAUCCCAUCUUGGGUUGCCUGGAGCCAGAAACUGGGAAAAGGGAAGGGUGAGAAAGGGCAGGGGAAGAGAGAGUCACCUUUUAAAAUCUGGAACAGGUACUUCCUCUCCCCCACUCCUCUACCUCCUGAGGGCUCCUGUGAAGCCUUUAAUGCCUUGAGAAAUUCAACAGGGACAGCUCAUCUGCUGUCUGCUGUGGGGCGGAGGAGGAAAACGUGCACCUGUUUGCAUUCUGUCUGUCCUUCAGCUGCAAAGGUCCCAGAGGACAGAAGUGUUGGCCGCAGACUUCUGGCUUCGAAUCGCUCCCCUCAAACCAGCCUGCGGCCUGGAGCGUUUCCCUGCUUCCCAAGUGACCCUCCCUGCUGCCCAGGCAGACGGCAGCCCCCUUGGAGGGCUUUGCAAUCUUUGCCCAAGUCAUAUUGUCCGUUCCUGCUGCUGCCGCUGUUUGACUUUCCGCCCGAUAAUGGUGCUCAGGGCAGCUCAGAACAGCAAGACCGAGAUUAGAGCAAAAUGCAAUCAAAACAAACAUAAACGCAAUUCGAUGUAAACCUGCCGAUGCCGCGAACAGAGAUGCGAAGAACACGAGGGCGACAGCGUCCACAGCAGGUUCUGGGCACUGCUCUUAAAAAAUGGCAUUGCAGAGUUGGGAAAAAUCAGGAAAGGGCAAUGGAAAGGACCUGGGGGCUGGAGCAGCUGCCCCGUGAGGAAGGGUUUCCCCUCUUGGUUAAGCUUAAAACGUUGGGCAAAAUCCCGGAGGAAUCCUGAUGGCCAAAUGCGAGCUGCAGGAUCGGAGGUGGCAUGCCUGGGCACACCAGUUGCUGGGGAACAUGGGUGCGAGGGAGCUGCCACACUCCCCUUGCUGGUGGGUUUCCCGAGAGGAGCAGCCAUCGUGUGAACCUCGGACGCUGGACUCGGGGGACCUCCUUGCAACCCGCUGCGGCUUGUUUCCUGUCCUUUGUGCAUGGCUUUCGUUGUGCGAGUCCCAUUAAGACCCGUGGGGCUUACAGAAUCAUAGAAGAGUAGAGUUGGAAGGGGCCAGGAAGGCCAUCAAGUCCACCCCCCUGCUGUUGCAGGACUCCAGUUCACACCAUCCCUCUCAGGCGGCUGCCCAGUUUCGUCUUGAAUGUCCCCAGUGUGGGAGAGCUCCCCACCUCUCUGGGCAGCUGGUUCCACUGGCGUAUUGCUCUGAAACCGGUUUGCUUGUGGAUUACUCAGGCCAGGUAGAUGAGCAGCACAAAGGAUGCCUUGAAUUUUAUGACUGAAGGCUGCUGAGGUUGGCAGGAUGCCUUCAGUGAACGGGCCCGAGAAGGAAUGCGUGGCCACCCAGAUCCUCCGGCAGUUGCCCCUGGCAGACAAGACGUCGGUAUGGGGCACUCUGGGAACUAUUAGACCCCACCUGAGUUUCGAUGUGGAGAAAGAUGUCCAAACUCUCCUUGGGACUGUCAGUGGCCGAGGAGUUGACUACAGAACCAUCAUUGACCUGCUGACAAACCGGAGCAACGAACAGUGCCAGCAAAUUGCCAAAGAAUUCCUAGAUUUCACCAAACAGGACUUGCUGACGACGCUGCAAGCAGCCGUCCCUGCGAACCUGGAGGGCUUUGUCGCUGGACUGCUGAGGCCGGCAGCUCAGUACGAUGCCCAUGAGAUCAAGGCAGCCCUGAAGGUACAGCGACUGGCCCGAAGAAGCCGACCUCCUCUCGCUACAAGUCAUCACCCAGCCCUGCGUCUGGAUUGGGGUGCGGGCGUUUGGUCAGCCCGGGCCCGCCAUUUUCCGGGGUGCCCUACAGUGGUUGCUAGGCAACCACACGCUCCUUCAUCCUCUCCUUCAUCCCGUGGGCACCAGAAGAGGGUGUGGAGUUGGACACGGCUUGGAAGUCGCCCGUGCUGUGCCUCAAACAGACGCUUUGCUCUGCCCCGUCCGCCGAUAACGCCGCUUCUAGAUUUUGUUAUUUUAUUUUUGACCUGCCAAAUCACACAUAUUCUCUGGGGCCCAGAGGUAGAAACACUUACUGAAAUCCUCUGCACACGAACAAACCAGCAACUCCGAGAAAUCUUGCGUUUUUAUAAGAACGAUUUUAAAUCGGACUUUGAGAAAGAUGUUGCUUCUGGGACCAGCGGCUGGUUGAAGGACCUCCUGGUGGCCUUGAGCCAGGGAAAACGGGAAAGAUACUCCGGAGUCAUCGACUACAUCUUGAUAGACCAAGAUACAAAGGUGAGGUACGGCCUGUGUGGGGAGGUGGGCCGAGCUUCAGUGUUUGCUCGCCCUGUGGAAGGGAGACCUUCCCCGGCAGAAAAGCGCUUCCCGUGCAGCGUGAAAUACCGGAGAUGUGAUAAACUGAGAGCAAAGAAACUUUGGGGCAGCUCUGAAGAAAGAAGGCGGACACAGAACAGUCUGAGAACGAAGCGUGCGCUUGUGGAUGCAGAUGGUGGUGGCCAUGCAGGCAAGCUGCAAGAGAGUGAAUGGGUCAGGAUCCUAACCCAGCGCAGCCCCGAACAUCUAAACCGAGGCAAGACUGCAUCUGCAAUGCCUAGAAUUGCCUUAUCUAUCUGCUGCGAGAGAGGAGAGGUUGUGUUUAGCCAUGUUGGCAUCCUAUGCAACAGAUUCAAAUGGACUCGGAAUGAAUUUCCUAGAAAUCUGGAGUCACGAACCCCUGAUGUGGCUCUUCUGCUUAACCAGUUAGCGUGCGAUGUGGGAACAAUUUUCUUUUUGGGAACUUGGGAGCUGCUGAACAGUAAUUUGGUACUUUUUGAAGCUCACCCCAUGUGGCAAACAGACAUUUCCUUACUAGCUGAGGAGAUUCACAAAGUGUUCCUUGUGUCAAGACUGAGGCUGUGGAGUGACAAAACUAAAAGAAUACCGUGUCUGUUAGAAACAAGGUCAGUGCAACUGGCCGGUUAGUUUGGGAAGCCUUCUUGAAAUAGUGUCUUCGGGGCACGUGGAAAACAAGGCAAAGGACCGUCCGGCUCAUGGACCAUCCGGCUGGCUCCGCAGGCACCCCUGCCCUUCCAGGAGGCGCCCUGCUUUGCAUUUAUGUUGCAUUUAUAACCCACUUCCUCCCUGCCUGGGAAGAAGCUUCUCCUCCUCCACAUUUUAUCUUCACAACAGCCCUGCGAGGUAGGGUAGGCUGAGAGACAGCGACCGGCCUGAAGACAGCCGGGGAGCUUCUAGGCUGAGCAGGAUUCAGAGCUGGUGUUUCCCGAGUCCAGACUCAGCACUGCCCCCCACCAUGGGGUGCUCCCCCCCACCCCCGGCACGGCCUGGGCUUGCUUUUCCCCUGGGUGGGAGUCUGGCUGGGUCAGCAGCUCGUGGCUCCGAAGGGGGAAGCGAAGAGCCAGCCGUCCUGCCCCGGGAUCAGAGGGCUGUUCCGCAACUUCACUUUGUUC
Varanus komodoensis (Komodo dragon) is the source of this 3572-nucleotide messenger RNA. It is a transcript of the gene ANXA9, whose product is annotated as annexin A9. Gene Ontology annotation, molecular function: calcium ion binding; calcium-dependent phospholipid binding. Gene Ontology annotation, cellular component: cytoplasm. Lineage: Eukaryota; Metazoa; Chordata; Lepidosauria; Squamata; Varanidae. The record is from RefSeq and is a predicted model, not a curated record. The transcript has 9 exons. Bases 1471 to 3087 code for a protein of 538 amino acids.